This is a messenger RNA of Acanthopagrus latus (yellowfin seabream), 9079 nucleotides long. RefSeq names its product G protein-coupled receptor 173 (gene gpr173). Gene Ontology annotation, biological process: G protein-coupled receptor signaling pathway. NCBI's taxonomy places the organism in Eukaryota, Metazoa, Chordata, Actinopteri, Spariformes, Sparidae. The transcript has 4 exons. The record is from RefSeq and is a predicted model, not a curated record. Gene Ontology annotation, molecular function: G protein-coupled receptor activity. Gene Ontology annotation, cellular component: plasma membrane. Bases 1972 to 3156 code for a protein of 394 amino acids.
ACCAGUAUUCUUGUAUUUUAUUGUGAUACAUUCGAUGAGCAAGUAUAUCUACUUUGCAACAAGAUACAUUUUGAUGUAUUUGUGGCCAUUAUAGUGAACAUCAGCUUUGGAUAACAGUCUUCCUAAGUACCAGGUGCUCCGUAUUCAAUUGCACUACUCAAAAUCAGUCAGGGAUAUUGAGAUAUUGGUGCAUAUAUGCAUUUAUAUGUGAUAAAAUUCAAAUGAAAUGCAUUGCAUUCACAGACAGCAAAAUAAAGAUAAGUCAAGGUAUAAACAAACAGAGGGCCAAACUCCUGACAACCACAUAUGCACCGACACUGUAAGGUAAGGGUUAGUGGGGGACAUGUAACCCCCCCCCCCGGUGGCCGCCCCUGUCCACAGAGCAUUCAGACGCGAUUCAACACAGCCCUGAUAACAGCAGCAGUAGCUGCUCUGGAUGCUGCGCUCAGUCCCGAGACAUGCCUUUCUGCUCCGGAUCAAGCCGCGCGUCCAUCUGGCCGUGUCACCGUCGGAGCAGGCGUCUCAAUUAGGAUAUCUGCAUCCGCUGUGUUCUCCCCCGUACCCGCCUGUUUGGCAGACGCCUGGCCGUUGACGGACUGCGGGACAGAAUGAGGAUUGGCCGCGGUGUCAUCCCGCAGCCCGAACCCGUCUGCUUGGGGCUUUCUGGCCUCGGUACGCCCUUGGAUUGUUUCGGCAUGCUAUAGGAUUCCAUGAACAACAAACAUGAGGUGUCGGCUUGACUGGGACAAUGCGAAAGGAAGUGCGGCGGCGGUUCGACAGGGUUUCCGAAAACUGCGAGCUUGAGAUGCUCCACAGGGCGUCUGCUGGGGUCUGUCAGCUCCGCGAAGAGACGAGCUCACACAUGUUACUGUAGGAUACUACCGCCCGGGUCUGUCAUAUCAAGACUGGAGAUAGCGUUGACACCAGACGCACCACAAAGCCCCUCUGGAUGGUGAUGCUGCCGCCGGGACUGGGGUCUACUGGCAACCGGCACGAGCCUCAGUGGAAAACCGGGAGACAUGACAUGCACAAGAAAAAAGAGGAAACGCAGCUUUGGCUUCUUUAAACCCGUUGUUUUGUAACGGGAGUCCGCAACAGGCUUUGCCAAACACCUUUGGCGAAGAUUUGGACCAGUGACACAGCUGUCAGUCCACCGCAGGUGCUGCUGUCUGUCUCAUUACCAGCUGUGUCCAGCUAGUCAUUUUCCCUGGAAACAGCCAGGUGGAUCGCUGUAGCCCGCAUUUCAUGCAGACUGGAACAAACGGCCUGCCUGCCAUAGUGGGGAGGACAAGCAGCCCACAGCAGGCUCCUUCAUGCUGCAGCAGCUGGUAGCUCUCCAGUCCUCAUCAGACCUUAAGGCUCCAUGUGAGGAGGCCUGAUGCUGGGCCCCACUGUCAGACACCAGCUCUGUCUACAUCUCAUCCAGUGAGCUUUGUCGCCUCCUCCCACAUCAAGCCAGAGGUAUCGGGCUGCUGUUGCUACCCAGUUCCUGACAAUGACUCUGCCCUCCGCCGCCAACCAACUUCCAGCUUCGUAAAGCCCCUCCUUCAAGACACACAGCCUCCCUCACAGUUCCAGAGCGAGUGGAACUUCCAAAAUGACCUGAUAAAAACAGGUAACCAAUCAUAUAUUUGAUCGGGCAGGACUUGUCUCAUGUCCAUCUGAGACCAAAUAAAUGGAGGAGAAGCUUGUUCUGGCUGUGUCUGUCUAUCCUGAGCUUCAUCAGACAGACACUGUCGUAACAAAGACAGAAAAAUCUCAAUGUCUGUACUCUUAAUGUUGUUGGAUCAGGCGGGGAGACGACAUAAUACUCCAACAGAGGGACCCUGCUCGAAAUGGGGCAAUGUGGAUUGAGGUGUCCCUGUUCCUUCUGAACUUCGGAAAGAAAGCAACCACGAGGACGAAGGAACGACCAGCAGACGGAGGAGGUGGUGGAGGAGUGGUGGCUUUGGUGUCUGCAGAACAGGUGGUAUGGGUGGGGGGGCAUUUGGGAUGGCGAAUGGAAACGAGAGCAGUGAAGGGCCUGCUGGGCCCAUGGCAGCAGUGGUGGCUACCACAGGAGGUAUGGUAGUAGAGAAUCCCUCCUCAGCUGUCUCUACCUAUAUCAAACUGGUGCUACUGGGGCUGAUCAUCUGCAUCAGCCUGGUGGGCAACUUGGUGGUGUCUCUGCUUGUGCUGAGGGACCGGGCCCUGCACAAGGCACCCUACUACUUCCUGCUGGACUUGUGUCUGGCAGACACUAUUCGCUCAGCCAUCUGCUUCCCCUUUGUGCUGGUGACUAUAAAGAAUGGCUCAGCCUGGACCUAUAGCGUGCUGAGCUGCAAGGUGGUGGCCUUCAUGGCAGUGCUCUUCUGUUUUCAUGCCGCCUUCAUGUUGUUCUGCAUCAGCGUUACACGCUACAUGGCCAUCGCACACCACCGCUUUUACUCAAAGCGCAUGACAUUCUGGACAUGUGUGGCAGUGGUGUGCAUGGUAUGGACAUUGUCUGUGGCAAUGGCUUUCCCGCCUGUUUUUGAUGUGGGCACCUACAAAUUUAUUCGCGAGGAGGACCAGUGCAUCUUUGAACAUCGCUACUUCAAGGCUAAUGAUACCCUAGGCUUUAUGCUAAUGCUAGCUGUUCUCAUUCUAGCCACACAUGUCGUCUACAUGAAGUUACUCCUCUUUGAGUACAAACACCGCAAGAUGAAGCCGGUCCAGAUGGUGCCUGCCAUCAGUCAGAACUGGACCUUCCAUGGACCGGGGGCAACUGGACAAGCAGCAGCCAACUGGAUUGCAGGCUUUGGCAGGGGUCCAAUGCCGCCCACUCUGCUGGGAAUCCGGCAAAACUUGCACAACCAGAAUCGGCGCCUGUUAGGCAUGGAGGAGUUCAAAGCGGAGAAGCAGCUUGGCAGGAUGUUCUACGUGAUCACCCUGCUGUUUCUGGUGCUCUGGUCUCCAUACAUAGUGGCUUGCUACUGGAGAGUGUUUGUCAAGGCUUGCACAAUACCACACCGGUACCUCUCCACCACUGUGUGGAUGAGUUUCGCCCAAGCUGGGGUCAACCCAAUUGUCUGUUUCUUCCUUAACAAAGACUUGAAGAAAGGGCUCCUUUCCCACCUACCAGCCUGCUGCAGGACUAAACCUCAUCUGCCACGAGAGCCUUAUUGUGUCAUGUAAGCAGAGAUGAUGAUCUGAAUAUGGAAAAAAAAACGAAGGGCAGCCAACAGAUGUUCUGUGAGAGUCUCUGCUUGAGUUAUUGUGGCUUUCGAUUCAAUGCAAGCUACUUUGAAGCAGUGGGUAUAAACUAGUGAGCAUAAUGGAAACUCUGAAAUGAUUAGCAUGUAUUCCCAUCUACCAACCAUCCAUUUUUUAUUCAUAACAACAGCAUACAUGGAGUCAGAUGUUGAUAACGAGGGAAAUAAUUUUAGAACAAAACAUGCAAGUAAUAAUGCAGUCAUUGUUUAAAACAAUCCAAACAAAAAGCCACCAACAAAUAACUAACUAAUAACUAAUUUAAGCCGCUUCAUAAAGUGGUCGAUUCAAAGAGUUCUGGAUUUACACAAAGAAUGUUUGGGUUAAUUUGCAACAAGGAAAAAGAUCAUAUAGUAACUUUGUCUGUCUAAAUUUCAAAAUGUGAUAUUAGUUAGGAAAUCCAGACAAUGCUUUUGGUAUAACACCAGUGGAGAGACGGGAGGAAAAUGAAGGAGUGAUGCAAGAUCUGAACUAUGGACGUUGCCAUUCAUGCUCAGCAUCUUGACCACUAACUGCACUUUUUUUGGUGUUUGAUUUUUAGCUCUUGACAACAUUAUUCCAGGUGUCCAUUUUCUUAUAAUUUUGAUUUUCUGGCACAACACAAAGACACUGUCUUUUUGUUCAGAAAUUUACCCAUGGAGAGAAACUUCAAAAUAAUCAAGCUGAAGUUUAAACAGUCUGUCCAAUUCAGAAAUCAGUUGAAAAGAUAAUAGAUUAUAAUUUCAUUUUGGCCUGAAAAUUAUUCAACAAUCUAAGUCUUUAUAAAUUUCCUGUACUUAGUAAAGUAAACAAAGGCAGCCUUUAAGAAUCAGGACUAUGGGUGUUAUUCUUGUGAGACUACAUCUUAAAAAGGAAUUCUGGUAGUUUAAAAGAUGGGCCCUAUUGUUAAAAUAAAUCAUAAAAACAAGUCAUGAAGCAAGGUCACAGGUCACACUAACCAGUUACAUUAAACAUGCCUGUGUUAGACUUCAGUUCUAAUGUCUCUACAUGAAGUACAAAAUUUCCAUCACACCUAUGUUCACAAGGUUUGGUGAGUUAACGAUUUCUACCUGGCAAAAGUUUUUGAAUCGGUCAAAGUAUAUUUCCUCAGCUGGCAUCAUGACAUGGCUGCAACAUAAUCCUGUGGGGCAAUUGUCAAAGCCAAAUGUGCUUGUUUUUGGAACUGACAGGCUGGAGUUUUUUAUUUUAAGUGUCUAUGUCUAUGUGUAUAUUAUGAAAUUGAUUCCUACAGAGACAGACCAUCUGUUUGUGUUGCAGCCAUUGCAGCCUUGUCGCAGCUUCCAGCUAAGGUGAUCCACUGGACCGAUUCUGAAAUUUUUGGUAUGAAUCAUUUACACACCAGUAUAUGUAAAUCUAGGGCCUGGGUUUAAAGACAGUGAAAUUUCCCCUUUUUAAUUGUGUGAUGAAAUAUAAAUGCUCAUACGCAUACCUUUCACUGAAUGAAGAAGAAAGAUCUCUUCAUCUAGAGCAAACACAUCAGUGAUGGGAACAGAAAGUAUAUAUAUUUUCUUUGUUGACAAAUAAUCCAUGUCUAAUCCUCCACUAGGUGUUGCUCACUGAUGUUAACUAAAACACACAAAGAUUCCCUUCAAGUGACUGAAGAAAUUCCACUGAUACAUGUGUGCUUUUAAUUGUGUGCAUCAUUUGCAGUGAUGGGACUAACGGCGUUAAAAUAAACGGUGUUACUAACAGCAUUAUUUUUUUCAGUAAUGGGUAAUUAACUAAUUACUAUUUUCAUCGUUACAACAUUGUUACCUUUACCGACAAUUAAAUGUGGCACGUUAUAAACUGAAGCUACUCAAUGACGCUGUUGUCAUCCGACUUGGCUCUCAGCCAACUGCAAAGCUGUUUUUUAUUUUCUUUGGUGAGGGAGGAGGGAGGGGCUAAGGUAGCAUAAGAGUUUGUAAGCCAAUCAGAGGCAGUGUUCAGUUUACACACAAACAACAUGCACACAGCAGCCUGACACACACAAACUUGCUGCAGAUGUGAGCUGCAGCAAUGAUGAAAAGGCAAGAACGUACAUGUGAAGUGCUCAUUAUGUCCCAGAGCGAAGUGUUUGUCCACGUCCAUUGUUAGCAACUCUAAUCUAAUGAAGCAUCUCUCAGCACCACAUGCUUCUACAAAGUUAGUGGCCAAAAACACCGUUAUUGACACUGUUGAUGAUGACAGCAGGCCAGGUGUGGCUAUCAUGAGCUCCGAAGACAUGGAACUGUCCCAGCAGCUAAAGCUGGAUUUUUCUGCUCCAGCUUCAAAAAAAACCUGUGCCACAGACUGAACUGAACUCAAUGAUAGGCAGGUAUGUUGUGGAGAACAUGCUCCCGUUAUCAGCAGUUGACUCACCUUCAGAGCCCUCAUGAAUACUGGGGAGAGCAGGUGCCGGUACUACUCUAUGCAACUGGCUUGUGAAACCCGCUUAGAAAAAAAAUCUUAAUUCAUAUUUAUACAAAAAAAAGUAAUGCAAUAGUUACUUUCCCUGGUAAAUAAUUACAUUUAUAGUGGAGUAAUUCCAUUACUAACUCAGUUACACAGUAUCUCUCACUUUUGAGAAAAGUAACUUGUAACUAUUAAUAAAAAUUACUAAAACGUGCCCAACACUGAUCAUUUGAAGACAAAGAAUAAACCCUCAUCAGCCCAGUUUAUAUUAAGCAGAGACGUCUACUAACAGCAGUCUGCUAUAACCUGCAAUUUGAGUCUGAUUACAAUCAGCAGUUGAACAAAAAGUUCCUUAGAGAGUAUCACUUCCCUUUCCCAGCAAGUCGUGUAAAUAAGAUCAUCCAAAUACUGAGAAUGUGGUGGAAAUCACUUUCCAUUGGCUACCUGGUGCACUUAAUUUACUCAAGGCCAUUUUAAAAGUUUGAAAUGGAUGGUUUCUUUCAAAGCCUCAUUUUCUUGUGACAUCAGUCCAGGGCUUUAUAUAAAAAGCUAAUUAUCACUGUGUGGAUCAACUUUCGGUCACCAACCAGUCCACUCACUUAAAUUGGCAUUUAUGUUGGAAAAUUUAAAAUUUAAUUUUAAUUUUAAUUAAUUUUAUAUUUUUAUGUUUUUAAAAGCAAAAUGAUGAUAAGGAUAGACUCAUGUUAGAAGAGAGUUAUUACUUUUUCAGUCAAAGUACUGAGAUAAAUUCAACACUUGAAUUUGACUUACUGCCCCAGGAGUUAAGUUGGAAUUCUGAUAAAAAGCAAUUAAAUCAACUGUGAUUACUUAGAGGACUUAAUGGGUACAACUAUGUCCCCAUCACAACAUGGAGCCAAAUGGCUGACACAGAAUUUUUUUUAUAUUUCUUUCAACCAGCUCAUAACAUUAUGAGAUAAACCUGGAGUCAAUAUCGACUUGAUAUUAUUUGAUCAUAUGGUAGAGCUUAGGAGACGUAAAUCAUCAGCAUUACCACACACAGACUAGUGAAGGAAUAAGGAUGCAGUUGAAGGCACAUCAGCUGCUUUACUUUUGCACAAAUAUAGAUAAAUCGAUUAACUGUGCUUCUUUCCUUUUUCUCUCUGAAAAUGAACUGCAACUUGAAGUUUAGUUUGGUGGAAGUAAAGGGCAGGGCACGGAGAUUGUAAUUAGUGAAUGUGUGAAAACGUGACACAGUGCUUAAGAUUGAGGGAAAGUGUGGUUGGCUGCUCUACCGUGGCCUAUCUGUAACACCUGACAGCAGCAUGCCGCAGUGAAUCGCUAAUGUUUAAGAAUUUUCAAAAUUAUGGCCUUACUCCAUCAAAACGUCCAAACAAUGCAACCAGGAGAAGACGAACGUGUCUCUUCUGUCUGCACUGAAGUCAUUCAACAGGAUGAAACAGAACACUGUGUACACUAGUGACGUCUGGAAGACUUGUUGCUCUUCCCAUCAAAACCUGGAGAACUGUGAUCAUGGACAGAGAGGACAUGGGGAGAAAAGGUGAAGAUCAAACAAAAGUGACUUUUCUACUGCAGAACCUGAGUGAACCCUGCUUUGGAUUUCUGUGGGAUCGUUUUUUUCAGUUGUUUUCCUCACAACCUGAGGAAUGAAGGAAAAACAACUGGUCUUUCCAUUUUCAUUUGUGAGACAAAGCCAGAGAAAAGUGUGGAUUCACAGUCAAUGCUGGAGAGACCUGACAGUGCUUUUUUAGUUGCCUCAGGCAGAUUAUCUUUUGUAAAUUUAAUGUGACCUCUGUACUAGUUAGUAUGUAUUAUAUUGACAGCAAACCAACUCUGAAAUGCAACUGAAGAGUUCCUGAUCAUUGCAUUUUUACUCUGUGUGUGUGUGUGUGUGUAUGUGUGUGUGUUUCUAUUUGCAGGUAUGAAUCUGUGUAUGUAUGUGUAAGAUGGUGGUUAUAUGGGUGAGACAGGUUAAUGAGAUGGAAAAUACUGAAUAGUUACAUAUUGCAUUCUGAAAAGACAUCAUUCCUGCAAAUGCUUCCUCAGUAUUUCUAAUGUUGACCUUUUUCCUCACACAAAGAUCUGAAUGUGUUUUCAAACCAAUGAAGUUUACUUAAGUCCCUUUUUGUAAACAUGUAGUAAAUUAUCAUGAAUUGGCCUUUUUUGUACAUAUAGAGGGAUAAUGAAGGUAAAAAGGCAUCAGAUAAAAAAUCCAGACAGGCCAAAUGCGACUGAACACACUGGCCUCUCUCUGAAUGUUUUGUUGAAGAAUAAAUUCAUAAAAAAUGAAGUAUGCCAAACUACAAUUUUCAUGAUGAUAAAUAACCAAGAAUUGUACUUACAAAACACUGCACUUUGACAUAAAAUCAGCUCCAAAUUGCUACUCUCUUUAAAGGGUAAAACCAAAUUAUUCAGCUUGGGUCUUCUCCAUCAUUCCCAUCAGCAAUAAGUGCACUGAGACCUGUGAACACAGUCGCCUCGCAGUCUGAAAGGUUGCGAAACACAAGCAGUCACAUGAUUAGACAGGUUGAAAACCAACCAACAAGCCAACCAAUACUUUGUAGGAAAAUUAAAUCAAGGUUUACAGACACAAUACAGUGCUACAGGAAUUAGUCCUUAAACCAGGAAAUAAGUUAGCAUUUUUGCUCUUCAUGUUCCCUAACCCUAACCCUUCUCAAGUCACUGGGGUUAUUGAAUUGGUUCUCAGUUAAAUGCCUGAAAUAAGGUCUGCGGUCAAACAUCAUCUCAGUGAACACAGAGACUCAUCUGUUCACCAGUCGGUCUUUACAGACUAUUACAAACUAUUCUAACUCUAACUUCACAACUUUGUCCCUAUUUUCACAGACUUUAAUGACUUUGAAAAUAAUCUUUUAAAUUGACAAAUACUAUAUGUGUGAUCAUGACACAGUUCAAAUGAGUCUUCCUCCAUUCUCUACCAUACAGACUUUUUCUGAAAUAAGGUCCCAUAGGGCAAACUAGAAGGGGCAUGACUUUGGCUCUCUAUGGGUCAAAAAUGAUUUGCUUAAUCUCCCAUGAUAACAAGCUCAACUGCAUUUGUUUUCUCAAGAUCAGAAAUUAUUUAUGUCAUUAUCAAGGAAUAGCACAUUGAUCUGAGAUAACAAGAUCAUUUAUCUUGAGAAAACAACUUAAUAAGAUUCAAAAUGGUGGACCGUUACUUAUCGUUUGGGGAGUGUAUACAUUUUUAAUGAAACAGUUGAAUGUUUUACCCACUUAUUUGAUAUGAGGGUAUUUACAUUAGGGCUAGCACAGGAGAUAGGUAUAACAAUAGUGAUAUUAUGUAGUGCUUGUUUCCAAACAGACUUUCCAGAGUAGGUGGCCUGAGUGUCCAUUAUGCCAUGUAUGUACGUCUGUGACGGAAAUAAUAACAGUGUUAGCUGCUGAAAAUCAUUUAAUCGUCCAUUCUGUGUAGAGACAAGACAGAAUGAAACAACAGUCCUACAUACAGUGAUCAACUCCAAGCAGACAUGUUUCUGUC